UAGAAAUGGAGGCAGAAAGUUAUCAGGUGGCUUUUAAAGGUGGAUCAGAUAAAACAUACAUCAAGAGAUUGAUUAUCAGUUUUAGCAACUGUAUCAACAUUUUGAAGUUCUACGGUGACGUUGAAGAAUCCUAUUCUUUAAUGUUCAGAUUAUGAACCCAGAGCAGAGCUCUCUGGACCAAAUACAAUAAAGCUUUCAUCAACGGACUCAGGGAAUACAAGGGCACUAGAGUACUCAAAUGAGCAAGACCUUUUAGCAAAGAAGUUGCUGAAUACUUCUAUGAUAUCGAAGACCCAAUAGAACUUCAGUUUUACGAGUAUGUGUUGGUACUGAAGAAGGAGGAGUCGAUCAGAGAGUUUUGAGAAUUCAUCAAGAGUUACAAGCACAGAAACAAGAUACAGUUCAAACAAAUCUUUGUGCACUAUGAAGGGAAAGAUAUGGACUUAGCCAUUUUGAAUUCUCCGUAUUGUGUGCUGAAGAAGUACUAUUUGAGGACGGAGUGUGUUCAGGUAGAGGGGUUGGGGAACUUGGAUGUGGAGGAGGGGGAAGGGGAAGUGGAGUAUACGGAGAGGAUUAUGCAGAGUGAGCUGAAGGAUCGGGAGUAUAAGAAGGGCCUUUGGGAUUGGUUAAAGGGAGAAAAGAAGAAGUAUGGGAUAGUUAAAGAAACUAGUCAGAUUUGUUUGAUGAAUCAAAAAUUAAGUACUUCAGAUGAUUUAGCUAACAUUGAGGAUAUGUUUCCAAAAUCUAUAAGAGAAUCAUGAAGAGAGGUUAGGAUUCAAAAGUAUGAUGAAGAAGAACUCUUUAAGAAUAAGAAUUCCCUUAAAUACGCUCUUGAGAACUUAUCUACAAUAUUUCCAAACUUUAACAAGCUAAGUGUUGCUUUGGACAUGAUUUCAGAGAGGGGAUCAAAACCACAUUCCUUAAAAUAUUACAUACAAGAAGGAGUCUCUCUGGUUCCUUAUCGUAUAAGAGAUUCAAGCUUUAUUAUAAAAGAUUGCAUAGUGUAUUUUUAUGAUAAAGAUAUUAAAGAGUUUCAGUCAUUCAGCGCUGAUAAAAUAGCUUGUCAGAAUGUUAAUCAAUGGGAUUUUCUAACGAAGAGGCAGUAUGAAGGAUUCGUUACUGUAUCUCCUCAAUCUAUUGUGGAAAUACAGAAUAUUCAUUCUAAAAAUAUUCAUAAGCUUACAAAAUUUGAGUCUUUUGUAUCUAGGUUCUAUCAAAACAAAUGUAAAAUAACCAAGAACUUCUUCCCUACUGAUUACUUCAUUGAGUCCAAACCAUUUGACCUCAUCAUAGGAGGUGAAAACCUUGCUUAUUGGAAGCCUCCUGCAUGAAGAUAUCUCAAAAUGAGUCUCUCAAAAGGAGUCAAAACUGACAAUGUUGUUACAACUCUUCAAGGCAUGAAGCCUGCUUAUUUUCAGCUCUCAGUCUACAACUUGGAUUCAACUUAUGAUGAUUUAAUCAGACUUCUCGCCUUCAACAUCACUGACUUGGCUUUGUCGGUCAGACUUGAAGACUUGACCAGCAUCCCAGUUAAAGCCAAAGACUCAUUGAAGUCUCUGAUCCUAGCUCGCAAAACCAUCUACACACUAGUAAUCAGUUGCAAAGGAAAGAGCCGCAUGGUCAAGAGAAUUGACUCAGACUUCGAACAAGCAAUAGUCAAUCUUUUUGGAGAAGUCCCUGACCUAAGUUUUGACAAGAACGUAAUCUUCCAUGAAGUGUUUCAUUACUAUUAACUUUGUUGACAGUUUCCAAUAA
Molecule: messenger RNA, 1755 nt
Organism: Moneuplotes crassus
Lineage: Eukaryota; Ciliophora; Spirotrichea; Euplotida; Euplotidae
Source: the annotation of a GenBank genome assembly